Molecule: messenger RNA, 1843 nt
Organism: Sciurus carolinensis (gray squirrel)
Lineage: Eukaryota; Metazoa; Chordata; Mammalia; Rodentia; Sciuridae
Gene: Pnkp
Product: polynucleotide kinase 3'-phosphatase
Exons: 17
Coding region: 209-1786 (525 amino acids)
Biological process (GO): DNA repair
Cellular component (GO): nucleus
Molecular function (GO): protein binding; ATP-dependent polydeoxyribonucleotide 5'-hydroxyl-kinase activity; polynucleotide 3'-phosphatase activity
Source: RefSeq, a predicted model, not a curated record
UACUGAGUAGCCGGCAGAGCGCCUCGGGCGGGGCCUCUCUGGUCCAAGCGGCGGGCACGGGUGAGAGUUAGGGGUGCGCGCGACGCUCUCGACUUUUGCCGGGAGAGGUGAGCCCCUCACCAGGUUGGGGCCGGCGUUGUCGCCUGGCAGGCAACACUAGCCCGAAGACAGCGAGGGGGUAGGAUUUCCGAAGCCGGCCGGCACCAGGAUGGCCGAGACGGAGGUCCAGGGCCGCCUGUGGCUGGAGAGCCCCGCCGGGGCAGCACCUCCCAUCUUCUUGCCCUCGAACCGGCAAGCCCUGGUCCUGGGCCGGGGACCCCUGACCCGGGUUACAGACCGGAAGUGCUCCAGAAACCAAGUGGAGCUGGUUGCAGACCCUGAGACCCGGACAGUGGCUGUGAAACAGCUGGGCGUUAACCCUUCAACUGCUGGGACCCAGGAAUUGAAGCCAGGGUUGGAGGGUUCUCUGGGGGUAGGGGACACACUGUAUUUGGUCAAUGGCCUCUACCCGCUGACCCUGCGCUGGGAAGAGACCUAUACACCAGAAUCCCAGCCAGAUACUCCGCCUGGCACCCCUACGGAAGCUUUAGAUGAAGAGCAGGAGGAAGAGGAUCCUAAGCAGCAGAAAAAGCGCAUGCGGAAGUCAUCCCCUGGCUGGGAGAAUUUGGAGAAGCUGCUAGUGUUCACAGCACCUGGGGUGAAGCCUCGGGACAAGGUAGCUGCCUUUGAUUUGGAUGGGACCCUCAUAACCACUCGCUCCGGGAAGGUGUUUCCCACUGGCCCCAGUGACUGGAGGGUUUUGUACCAAGAGAUUCCACGCAAGCUGCAGGAGUUGGAGGCAGAGGGCUACAAGCUGGUGAUCUUCACCAACCAGAUGGGCAUCGGACGAGGGAAACUGCCAGCAGAGGAGUUCAAGGCCAAGGUGGAGGCUGUGGUGGAGAAACUGGGGGUUCCCUUCCAGGUGCUGGUAGCCACACAUGCAGGCCUAUAUCGGAAGCCAGUGACUGGUAUGUGGGACCAUCUGCAGGAGCGGGCCAACGAAGGCAUUCCCAUCUCCAUGGGGCACAGCAUCUUCGUGGGAGAUGCAGCAGGCCGCCCCGCCAACUGGGCCCCUGGCCGCAAGAAGAAAGACUUUUCCUGCGCUGACCGCCUGUUUGCGCUCAACCUUGGUCUGCCCUUCGCCACCCCGGAGGAGUUCUUCCUUAAGUGGCCCGCAGCAGGCUUUGUCCUCCCAGCAUUUGACCCGAGAACUGUCUCCCGCAUGGGACCGCUCUACCUCCCAGAGUCCAGCUCCCUCUUGAGCUCUGACCCAGAGGUGGUUGUCGCCGUGGGAUUCCCUGGGGCUGGGAAGUCCACCUUCCUUAAGAAACACCUCGUAUCAGCUGGAUAUGUUCACGUGAACAGGGACACACUGGGCUCCUGGCAGCGCUGUGUGAGCACGUGUGAGGCCGCUCUGAAGCAGAGGAAACGGGUGGCCAUCGAUAACACGAACCCGGACGCCCCGAUCAGGGCCAGGUACAUCCAGUGUGCCAGGGACGCAGGUGUCCCCUGCCGCUGUUUCCUCUUCACUGCCACGCUGGAGCAGGCGCGCCACAACAACCGGCAGUUCCGGGAGAUGACCGGCUCUUCCCAUGCGCCAGUGUCCGAUGUGGUCAUGUUCGGCUACAGGAAGCAGUUCGAGGCUCCUACCCUGGCCGAAGGCUUCUCUGCAAUCCUGGAGAUCCCAUUCCGCCUGCAGCUGGAGCUGCGACUUGAGCGACUCUACCGGCAGUUCUCCGAGGGCUGAGUUGCCCAGUCCCAUACCCCUUGCCCACACCUGGCAAUAAAUACUGUUUUUCUCCAA